Messenger RNA from Toxorhynchites rutilus septentrionalis, 3481 nucleotides. RefSeq lists its product as uncharacterized. The transcript has a single exon. The record is from RefSeq and is a predicted model, not a curated record. Bases 306 to 3263 code for a protein of 985 amino acids. NCBI's taxonomy places the organism in Eukaryota, Metazoa, Arthropoda, Insecta, Diptera, Culicidae.
GGCAAGCUUUGACUCCCUUGCCAAAAUUCAGCGGGUCGCCCAAAGAUUGGGCUAAAUUCAAAAGGAUCUACGAAGUCAGCACGAGAGAAUGUGCGUUUUCCAAUCAUGAAAAUCUCUCCAGACUUGAAGCUGCCCUUGAAGGACGCGCAGCUAGAAGCGUGCAGCAACUAUUUAUAAACUCGGAAAAUGUUCCGAGUAUAAUAGAGAGACUAGAGGAAAAUUUCGGAAACCCUAAAUUCAUAUAUGAGGAACUACUGCACGAUCUACAGAAGCUUAAAAGAGAAAGUAGAUCAAUAAUAAUCGAAAUGUCAGAUGCUUUAGAAAAUAUGGUGGCAAACAUGACGAUCAUAAAUCAAAGAGGUUACCUACUAGAUGCGAGGUUAAUAGAAGACCUAGUUAAGAGACUACCUUAUAACCUGCAAAUAGAAUGGACACGCCAUAGAACGACGACUGGUGAUGCCCCAUCUUUAGAAGAAAUGAGUAACUGGCUGAAACCUCACGCCAAAAUAAUGAGGAAUAUGGCUUCUCCUCUACCUUCUACAGUUAGAAGCCAGAUACAUGUCCAUCAAGAGAUGCCACGCAUGAAAUGUCCGGUUUGCUCGAAUAACCAUAAAAUCUUCGAUUGCACGGAAUUUAAGAACUCCAACAUCCAAAAAAGAUGUCGAUUGGCAGUACAAUGUAAAAUAUGUUUCGGAUGUCUAGGCACCGGACAUAUGGUUAAAGAUUGCAGACGAUCUAGGAGGUGCGGCUUGAGUGGAUGUAACAAGCACCACCACAGAAUGUUACACUCGAAUCCAGACAUGGAACCAACACCUCGUAAUACGUCCGCUACAGUUCCGCUUGAAGCCAACUGCAAUAUUCACAAGUCCUCAGCAAACGAGAUAUACUACCAGGUGAUUCCAGUAACACUUCAACACGGAAGGCAUUCAGUCGAUACAUAUGCCUUCCUAGACACAGGGUCUUCCCUGACAUUGCUAGAUGAGGAAAUGGCAAACUCCUUGGACCUAUACGGCAGAGAAGAACCACUACAAUUAAAAUGGACACAGGACGUGUCUCGAAACGAGCUGAACAGUAGAAAAGUACAAGUUCGCAUUCAGGGGUCGUCCAGAAGGUCGUACCGACUUGACGGUGUAAGAACCAUUAAAAACUUACAACUUCCGACUCAGACAAUGAACUACAAAGCAAUGGCUACAAAAUAUCCGCAUUUGGAAAACCUUCCGAUCGAAAGCUACGAGCUUGCAAGGCCAACAAUUCUCAUAGGGCUGAAUCAAAGCCAUUUGCUUACCGCCAUGGAAACAAGAAGGGGAAGUGACAAUGACCCAAUAGCAGUCCGAAGUAAGCUUGGAUGGUUUAUUUUCGGUAAUGUCAGAUCAAUUUAUCAAAACGAUCAUGAACUAUUGCAACACGAUAAAGAACUACGAGAUAUGAUGGCUGCGCACUUCUCAAUCGAUGAAUUUAGCAUCAGACAACCAAUAAGAGUCAACGACAACCCCUUGCCCUUAGAACCGGUCAACAAGUAUACCACCGCGAGUUCUAACAACGUAAUGCUGAUAACCUCGACCGAAGAUAAAUCAAAAAAAUCAACGCGAAAAAAAAGACGUAGAAAUAAGACUACAACAAAAGGCAUUUCUAAAUCUUGGUUCAACAUCUCACGUAUAUUGAAAAUAAUGAUGUUGUUCGUAAUGUCGUUCACGUUGAUCAACGCUAUAUCCAUAAAACCCGUUGACAAAGACGGUCUAAUGUUCGACCACGAAGGAACGUGCUUAUUACAUAGAGGCAUAUGGCAAACGAAUAUACAAACCAACGUAGUGCCCGAUGAAGACAUUGAAGUAAUUAACUCGAUACGGAAUAAUGUGACAGUAGCGAUGAAAGACAUGGAGUUUGUCAUCGAAGACUCUCUCCUAGAGCAAAUUGCAACAUCUGUUGAACGUUUAUGCGAUGAUGCGAUUGAUGAGAUCAAGCAGACAACGAGAACUAAACGAAGCAAAGGGUUCUUCGGUUUUUUGGCGGACUUAAUAUUUGGUAGCGACGAUAUGGAAAACGAGCUACAGGCAAUGAGGGUUCAUGAAGACGAAAAAAUUCACCAAAUAUCGGAGUCAAUGGUAAAAAUGAAUACCAAGGCGUCCAAAAUGGGAGAACAGCUUAACGAGAGAUACUAUAAAUUGUACAAAGACAUGACUCAAUUAAAACAAUUAUAUUCUGCGGAUAAGGUUCAAAGGUUACGAACAACGAUGUUAGAAACCACGAUAUUGGCACGAGAAGUUAUCGAUGGAACGUUGAAUAGAUAUAGGAAAGUUCGAACGUUUCCUUUGUCCGUCGACGAACUAGCCCAAACCAGAAAAAACAUUUCACAAGCGUUGCCAACUGGUUACAUUGUCCUGGAUCACCCAUCAGCCGUAAAAUACAACACGCGUGUAGUCAACGGCUCCCUCAUAAUUACCAUGACGAGUGUUGUCAUCAACAAAGUUGAGUUCGAGGUAUUUAAGAUAAUACCGAUCCCACGGGCUGAGAAUGGCUCAAUUAUUGUAACAGAACAUGAUCGCAUCGCGGUAGGCCACAACCAAGACUUCUUCUACCCAUCGAUCGAACUAACAAAACUGAAUGAUACGCAUUUAAUUACGGUUCAACCAGAACUGAGUAAGGAAGUGGAUUGCGUAGCGGCUGUCAUACUGCAUAUCGCAAGUACCCGCAAAUGUGCAACAAAACUGUUAACCACGCCUUACGCUAUGAUGGAGACACUGUCCACUCCUAAUACCGUUUUAUACUAUGCAUCCGAUACAAAGGCAAUAGUUAUACAUUGCGACAACGUGGUAAUGUCACCACCUUAUGAGGCAGCAGUAGUAACUCUCCAGCCAGAUUGCCGUAUACAAUCCAACAACAAAACGAUACAUGCAAGUUUAAAUGGCAUGAACAAGAAGAUUGCAACAUACUUCAAAUCUAAAUACCAGGUGGCCGAUCACCUAUUGGACGAAUUCAAUGACACCGUAAAAGAUGUGGUGGAGCCGAAGCCCGAUAAUCCCUACGAUAACAACGCUAUGAUAACCGUGUACAACAGUUUGGAUCCCUUCCAUCCGAAAUCGAAGUAUCUUUGGAGGAACGCCGCCCUUUUCGUAAGCAUACUAAUGAUUAUAAUCGGGAUCAUUUAUCUACGUUGCUGCAGACGAAGAUGCUGCACCAGAUCCAGAGCCACAGCAGGACCCGAUGUCCAUAUCCGAAUGGACAACCUAUUGAACCGGCAACAAUUAGAAGACACAGCGCUUUAAAACCAAGCAUUGGAGGGACGUUCAAUGAAGCAAGGCGGCAUGCCGAAGAAUUGAAGAGAAAAAGUGAUUUAAAACUCUGUUAGACCAUAAGUACACAAAAUGUAAAAUAGAAGAAAAUAAUUGAAUAUGAAAUAAUUGUAGUCAAAAUGAGGAAUCUGACAAUGAAUAAGAAAUAUAAGCAACAAAGGGUUGCAUAAACUGACGAGAAGAUAUGUCGU